Cuculus canorus (common cuckoo) is the source of this 2264-nucleotide messenger RNA. RefSeq names its product serine incorporator 2 (gene SERINC2). The coding region runs from base 92 to 1444 and encodes 450 amino acids. NCBI's taxonomy places the organism in Eukaryota, Metazoa, Chordata, Aves, Cuculiformes, Cuculidae. Gene Ontology annotation, cellular component: membrane. The record is from RefSeq and is a predicted model, not a curated record. The transcript is spliced from 10 exons.
ACCGGGAGAGGGAGCCGGGGGCCGGGAGAGGGAGCCGGGGGCCGGGAGAGGGAGCCGGGCGCCGGGCGCCGGUGGCAGCCGCUGCCGCACCAUGGGGGCCUGUCUCGGUGUCUGCUCCCUGCUCAGCUGCGUGUCCUGUCUCUGUGGCCCUGCACCAUGCCUACUCUGCUGCUGCUGCCCCUCAGCCAAGAACUCCACUAUCUCCCGCCUCCUCUUCACCCUCUUCCUCUUCCUCGGCACCCUUGUGUCCAUCAUAAUGAUAAUCCCUGGUGUAGAGAAGGAGCUGUACAAGCUCCCUGGCUUCUGUGAAGGCAGCGGAUCGGUCUUGGGGCUUCAGACCCACGUCAACUGCAGCAGUUUCCUGGGCCACAAGGCUGUGUACCGCAUGAGCUUCGCCAUGGCUUCCUUCUUCUUCCUCUUCGCCGUGCUCAUGGUGUGCGUGCGCAGCAGCAAGGACCCGCGAGCUGCCGUGCAGAACGGCUUCUGGUUCUUCAAGUUCCUGGUGCUAGUGGGAAUCACGGUGGGGGCCUUCUACAUCCCCGACGGUGCCUUCACUUUAGUCUGGUAUUACUUUGGUAUGGUUGGCUCCUUCCUCUUCACCCUUGUCCAGCUCAUCCUCCUCAUUGACUUCGCCCACUCCUGGAGCCAGCUGUGGCUGCGCAACGCGGACGAGAGCAAUGCCAAGGGCUGGUAUGCAGCUCUUUGCAUUGUCACAUUCAUCUUCUACACCAUCUCCAUUGCGGGCAUAGUCCUGCUCUACAUCUACUACACCAAGCCCGAGGGUUGCACAGAGGGCAAGGUCCUCAUCAGCAUCAACCUCAUCCUCUGCCUUAUUGUCUCUGUCGUGUCCAUCCUGCCCAAGAUCCAGGAUGCUCAGCCGCACUCGGGGCUGCUGCAGGCAUCCUUCAUCACCCUCUACACCAUCUACAUCACCUGGUCUGCCCUGGCCAAUGUCCCAACCCAGGCCUGUAACCCCACACUGCUGGUGAGGAACAGCACCAGCUCGGCAGCGACCACCCAGGUGACAACCUGGUGGGACGCCCCAAGCAUAGUGGGGCUGGUGAUCUUCAUCCUCUGCACCCUCUUCAUCAGCGUCCGCUCCUCGGACCACCCGCAGGUCAACAAGUUGAUGCUGACGGAGGAAAGCACAGCCAGGGCAGGCGGCGAGGCAGCGGCCGUAGAGAGCGGGCUGUACCGCGCCUACGACAACGAGCAGGAUGGUGUGUCCUACAACUACACCUUCUUCCACCUCUGCCUCCUGCUUGCUGCUCUCUACAUCAUGAUGACCCUCACCAACUGGUACAGGCCGGAUGAGAACUUGCAGUUGCUGACGAGCCCCUGGGCGGCCGUGUGGGUGAAGAUCUCCUCCAGUUGGUCUGGGCUCCUGCUCUACUUCUGGACCUUGGUGGCUCCACUGGUGCUGCCAGACCGGGAAUUCAGCUGAGGCAGCGCUGGGCAUCCCUCUGCUGGGUCAGAGCCGCUGUGGCUGUGUCUCUCAAGGUGGGGACAGCCCCAGCUCUGCCUCAGCACUGGGCUACGCGUGCCGGAGCAGCUGCUGGUUGUGCCUUCUUGCAGCUCUGCUGUUUGAACUUGAAAGGGAUGAAGUGCCAAGCAGGGAAAAUCAGCGAGGGCUGAGAAAGACUUGAUGUUGUUGAAGCUCUUAUAAACUCCGUGUUCGUUUAGUGCCUUUGGCCGUGCCUCUGUCCCCUCUAAUUCCAGUGGAGACCACUGCUCUGUCAUGGGUGAGUUUGGGUUUCACGAGCUACUGUGGACUCACUUGGUGCCCCAGGACUGUGGUGCCUUUUGGAGCAGCUCUAGAGACCGUCUGUGCACCAGGAUGCACGAUCUGGACAGUGUUGCCUUCUCAAACAGCCUGAAGGAAAACGUAUCCUUGGGAUCCUUCUGCAUAGCCCCAGCCUCAGCGGUGGCCCCAGCUCCUCGAGGACUAUCCUGCUUUGGUGGCCCCACUUCCUCGAGGGCUCUCCUGCUUUGGUGGCCUCAGCUCCUCUAGGGCUCUCCUGCUUUGGUGGCCUCAGCUCCUCGAGGGCUCUCCUGCUCUGGUGGCCUCAGUUCCUCGAGGGCUCUCCUGCUCUGGUGGCCCCACCUCCUCGAGGGCUCUCCUGCUCUGGUGGCCCAGUUCCUCGAGGGCUUUCUUGCUCCACCAUCCCUACAGGAGGACAUGUCUCUGGUCCUCAGAGGAGCACAGGCUGGGUUUCCCACAGGCUGUGGUGGCCUGGUCCUCAGUGCCUUGCCUCGUUAAUAAA